Oryza brachyantha (malo sina) is the source of this 1235-nucleotide messenger RNA. RefSeq names its product protein EI24 homolog. Gene Ontology annotation, biological process: macroautophagy. The record is from RefSeq and is a predicted model, not a curated record. Lineage: Eukaryota; Viridiplantae; Streptophyta; Magnoliopsida; Poales; Poaceae. The coding region runs from base 80 to 1042 and encodes 320 amino acids. Gene Ontology annotation, cellular component: endoplasmic reticulum. The transcript has 11 exons.
CUAUCAUCGCGAUCCGCUCCACAAAAAAAGAGAAAAACGAAACGAAGCUUCUUCUCCCUCUCUUCUUCCCUUGCCAGCCAUGGCGCCGUCGCUUGCGUCGCAAGCCAAGCCCGCGGCCGUGCUCUGGCUCGCCGGGUUCCUCCAGGCCGCGCGCCUCCACCGCGUCGUCUCCUUCUGCGCCAGCUCGAGGCCUCUGUCGGUCAGGAUCGCGCAGUGCUUCCUGCUCAACGGGUUCAUCUUCCUGGGGAGCUUGUUAACGCUGAAAUCGGUGGUCAUUCCAAUGCUUUCGUGGAUACUACCUGAGGAAUGCAGUCAGUUGCAAGGGCAGCAUCUGUGUGGCCACACAGUAGCUGUAGCGACCUAUUCAUUCCUACGCUCUGUUCUUAUUCAGAUAUUCUAUGUAUUUUGGUUUUAUCCACUUUACAUCUUCAGCUUCAUAUUGAGUACACUAUGGUAUAAUGACAUUGCUAAGCAUGCUUUGGAUGUUGUGAAAAGCAAGAGCCUAGAUGCAACUAAAGCAUUGGAUGCUCACACCAUAUCUGAAUCAACAGAGAGGCCUGAAGGAUUUGAUGGGGUUGCAAUUGGUAUUGGAGAACAGGUCUAUUCAAUUCUUCUUUUGACUAUUUUCUUUAUUGAGGUUUCAGUGAUUGGUUACGUACCUUACUUUGGGAAGGCUAUAAAUUUCCUUCUAUUGUCUUUGAUGUAUGCCUACUACUGCUUCGAGUACAAGUGGAACUUCUUUGCAGUGAGUCUGAAUGAGCGGCUUGAUUUCUUUGAGUCAAAUUGGGCUUUCUUUGCUGGAUUUGGUAGUCCAUGUGUCCUUCCAAUUUUCUUCUUCUCUCCUCUUGCAAGUUAUGGUGUAAUGGCAAUACUCUAUCCACUGUUUGUGUUGACUGCUGCAGGUACCCAGGCAGAGAGAGUAAUUGAUCAACUGAAACCUUCGCAUGGAGGGAAACUGCAGAGAAUACCUGUGUUCUUCGUAGCAAAGCGACUAACGACGCAAGUGCUGCAAUUGUUUCCAGAGGUACAAAAAGAACAAUGAAAGGAUCCACAUAACCAUAGCAAAGGAAACAAACACUGUGCUUGGCUUAUCACAGAGCUGCUGUUCAUGUUGCACCCGAAGGGUGUAUAACCAGAAGCCCGCACGUCUGCACGACACCGUGAAAGUGUAAAUAUUCUGUUCUAGUGCCACUGUAUAUGGGAAUAAAGGGAAUAAAAGAAAACUAUAAUUGUGC